Messenger RNA from Staurois parvus, 651 nucleotides. Lineage: Eukaryota; Metazoa; Chordata; Amphibia; Anura; Ranidae. The record is from the annotation of a GenBank genome assembly.
CAGGUUACUUCGAAUGAUUAUCAGACUUGCAAUGAAACUCAAUACUUCAAAGAAACAUGGAGAAAGUGCUGCUCUCGCUGCCCGCCUGGUACAUAUUUGAAGAAUGAAUGCACCGAGACCUCCGACACCGAGUGCCAGCCAUGUGAAGAUGGAAGGUACACAUCCAACUGGAACUAUGCUGCAAGGUGCAUGAACUGCAAAUCAUGUGAUCAACCCUUAAUCGAAAAAGAAAAAUGUACGCGUACCAAGAAGGAGCAGUGUGGUUGCCCAGAUGGGUAUACCUGUACCCAGUUAACCGGGACGGGCAUUUGCCUGAUCUGUAAGCCUGAUCUUCUUCCAACUACUGUCCCACUGCCGACCGAGCCAAGGGUUACUCAACCUUCAUCUGAUUAUCCUCCAUGGGUCAUCCCCGUCAUCGUCGUUGUCGCAGUGUUCAUAGUGCUCGUUACUUUGUCAAUGAUAUUCCUAUAUCGCAACAAGUCCAACAUCUUGGAGAAGCUUGGUUGCAUGACUAAAGUCAAGAAACCUCUGCCUGAGAGUGCAGGUUUGGAAGUCAAUUUCCCCCCACCCAUAACCCAAAAUCCCCAACAAGAGCUGCGCUUCCCCAUGGAAGAGACUGAUCCAUUGCAAAGUUUUGAGUAUGCCCCCUGA